GAAGAAAAUGAAAAUGAGAAAACUUUUGGGGGAGGAAAGCAAAAUUAUUUUAAUACUCCGUAUUUUUUAUUUUAGGAAGGGAGUAUCCGAGUAUUAUUAUUAUCCCUUUAUAAUCCUCAUUUGAUCCACAAAUUAGAGAUCGUUUCAUCGAUUUUAUCUACACCCUUUUUCUUGCAGAGCAAUCUUGUAGCAGACGCCGUCUUCGUCAUCGGAUAUGGGCCGGAAAUUCUUCGUCGGCGGUAACUGGAAAUGCAAUGGAACGAGUGAAGAGGUGAAGAAGAUUGUCUCAACACUCAAUGCAGGCGAAGUGCCGCCUCAGGAUGUUGUUGAGGUUGUUGUAAGCCCCCCAUUUGUGUUUCUUCCAUUAGUAAAGAGUUCUCUUCGACCUGAUUUCCAUGUGGCUGCCCAAAAUUGUUGGAUUAAGAAAGGUGGUGCUUUCACCGGUGAGAUUAGUGCCGAAAUGCUUGUCAACCUGGAUAUCCCUUGGGUCAUUCUUGGUCACUCAGAAAGAAGACUUAUCUUGGGCGAAUCAAACGAGUUUAUUGGGGACAAAGUAGCAUAUGCUCUCUCUCAAGGUUUGAAGGUAAUUGCAUGUGUUGGAGAAACACUUGAACAGAGAGAAGCAGGAACUACCAUGGUUGUUGUUGCUGCACAAACAAAGGCAAUUGCAGAUAAAGUAUCAGAUUGGUCUAAAGUUGUCAUAGCCUAUGAGCCUGUUUGGGCAAUUGGAACUGGAAAGGUUGCCACACCUGCUCAGGCCCAAGAAGUACAUGCUGAACUGAGGAAAUGGCUUGAAUCAAAUGUGAGUUCCGAUGUGGCUUCCUCAACUAGGAUCAUCUAUGGAGGAUCGGUUAGUGGUGCAAAUUGCAAGGAAUUGGCUGCAAAGCCCGAUGUUGAUGGGUUCCUGGUAGGAGGAGCUUCUCUCAAGCCGGAGUUCAUUGACAUCAUCAAGUCCGCUGAGGUGAAGAAAAGUGCAUGAGAUUUGAUGUAUUUGGAAAUUUGCAUUUUAUGUUUUUGAUUUUGAUAAAAGACUUCACUAUGAACCCCCCACCCCACCCCCUCUUUGUUGGUGGCAUACACGUAUUUUUCCAAAUAAAGGGAGCAGACGUGUCGUGUACUUGUAUUUGGGAUGGGCUUUAAGCCCUUCCCUGGUUUUUUAAAAGAAUCACUUUUUUUUUUUACUUUCCCUCCUUCAUUUAAUAAAAAUAUAUUUACACGGUAAUGUUUAGAAAUAAUAGUUCAUAAAUAGUCCAAAAAUAUUUGCUCAGUUUUAGAAAAGUAUUCGAUAAAUAGCUCUUAUAUUAGUGAAAUAUAUUUUGUUUUUUUAAUUAAUGAACUGUAUUUCAUUUUUUUGAAUUCAAAAUGUAUAAAAUGAGUACUUGAUUAGUUUGGCCCCACCCAAUACCUCCCCCUCUUUCCUUUCCUGCACCACCCACCCCAUACUCUUUCUCUCUCGUUCACCAAUCACCCUCCUUGCUUCUCUCUCUCUAUCAAUAUUACCGAUCAAUUUUACCGCAGUACCAGUCUUCUUCGAUCGCCUCCCAAAAAUUUGCACGGCGCGGGCUCCCCUUCUCCGCCAUAGAAGAAUCACCACUGCGCCAAUCACCCCGAUUGCCUACUUUGCCAUCCUCCUUCGUCUGCGCUGCCGCUACCACCGGUGCAACCACAAUUUAAAGGGUUGAAGAUUUGUGCGUUAGAAGAAGUGUUAAGAUGACAUGAAUGCCAAAUGAGUGCUGGAGCAAACUUCUUUUACAUUUUGAGUUGAUUUUUUUUUUUUUUUUGAAAUUGAAGGUCUCUGCUAUGCUUUUGUUCUUGG
Molecule: messenger RNA, 1816 nt
Organism: Cuscuta campestris
Lineage: Eukaryota; Viridiplantae; Streptophyta; Magnoliopsida; Solanales; Convolvulaceae
Source: the annotation of a GenBank genome assembly